AUGUCUGCCAUGGCCGACACACUCACAUCUACACUCACAUCCUACCUCAACGCCCUUAAUGCCCAGACCAUCCCCGCGCUCCUUCACCGCAUCCGCCAAGCAAAACCGGCAGACACCUUCCUCGCUCUCCUCUCCGCCUACCUCCUCCUCCGCGCCGCACGGGCCGCACGGCGCCGGCUCACCGCCACAAAGCUGCGCGGACCGCCGCGCACGGACUGGUUUUUCGGCGUCGGCGACGAGCUCAUGCGCGCGGGGGACGCGAGCAUGCUAUACGAGGCGUGGGAAUGUAAAUAUGGCGCCGCGUACACGAUUCCGUCGACACUUGGCGCGAGUAGGGUCGUGCUGUGCGAUCCGCGGGCGAUCGCGCACUUUUAUGCGAGGGAUACGACGACGUAUGUGAGGACGAGGGUGAGCUUGAUAGCAAUUGAGCAUUUGGCUGGGAGGAAUCUGCUGUGGGCACAGGGAGAUGUGCAUAAGAGGCAGAGGAAGGCGUUGACACCUGCAUUCAGCAACUCUGCGAUUCGCAAGCUGACUUCUGUAUUCAUCGACUCGGGACACAAGGUCAAGGAUGCCUGGAACAACAUCAUCGAUGCUAGCUCUGAAGAUGACAGUGCGGUCAUCGAAGUGCAGAACUGGAUGAACCACGUCUCCCUCGACACAAUCGGCAUCGCCGGCUUCUCCCACGACUUCGGCACCCUGCUGGGCAAACACUCCUCCGUCGCGCAGACUUUCGACCAGAUGAACGUCGAGUCGCCCGGCAGGAACUACCGCGCGUUGCUUGCCAUCGUCUUCCCCUGGAUCCUCAAGUUUCCCAGCAGGCGCCGCACCAAGGUGCUGAAUCUGAAUAAGACGAUGGGCGACAGCGCCGCGCCGAUGCUGCAGCGCUCGAGGGAGGAGAAGGCCGCGGGGAAUAAGGAAGGGGGUGAGAGGUCGAUUAUUGAGUUGUUGGUCAAGUCUGAGGCGGACGAUGCGGAGCUGCAUAUGUCAUCGCAGGAGGUUGUGGACCAGAUGAAGCUGCUCAUCUUUGCUGGUUACGAGACAACAUCGAUUGCUCUCACCUGGGCCUUGAUUGAGCUGUCGCGGAACCAAGAAACCCAAACCAAGCUCCGCAACGAGCUCUCCCAGUUCACCAACACCGACCCAACGUACGACCAGCUGACCAACUCACUUCCGUACCUCGACGCCGUCACGCUCGAAGUGCUUCGCCUCCGCUCACCCGUCUCUGAAACCACUCGCCUGGCCGGCGAAGACGACCUCAUCCCGCUCUCGCAGCCUAUCCCCGACGCCUCCGGAAAGCUCGUCUCGCACAUCGCAGUCGCAAAGGGCACGCUCGUCACCGUGCCCAUUCACUACACGAACCGGGCCGUCAAGUUCUGGGGGCCCACGGCGCGCGAGUUCGCACCCGAGCGGUGGCUCGAUGGGUAUGAUGGGGAGGGAAAGUACGCAAAGGGCGCGGCGAGGGACGUGUCCGGGCAUAGGAACAUGUUGACGUUUGCGGACGGGUCGCGGAUGUGUUUGGGCAAGGCGUUUGCGGUUGCUGAGUUUAAGGCGGUGUUGUCUGUUCUGAUCAGGAACUUUUCGUUUGAGCUGCGCGACGGGCCAAGCACCCAGUUCGAGAGCCAGCGCACGCUUUUGCCCCGGCCGAGGGUGGUGGGCGAGAAGGGAGUGGAUGUGCCGCUGAGAGUGAGGAGGUUGAACUGA
Messenger RNA from Coniophora puteana RWD-64-598 SS2, 1701 nucleotides. Its product is annotated as cytochrome P450. Gene Ontology annotation, molecular function: heme binding; monooxygenase activity; oxidoreductase activity, acting on paired donors, with incorporation or reduction of molecular oxygen. The record is from RefSeq and is a predicted model, not a curated record. Lineage: Eukaryota; Fungi; Basidiomycota; Agaricomycetes; Boletales; Coniophoraceae. The transcript has 12 exons. Bases 1 to 1701 code for a protein of 566 amino acids.